UUAUAAAAGGCGUCGUCAUCAUCCAGAGGAGCUUUGAACUUGACGGAGAGACAAAAGGGCGUGGGGCUUGCAGUCUUCCAGUCCUCUGCCGCAGAUACCACCAACUUUCUCUGAGUGACGGAGAGAGAGUGAAACGCAACGUUUCUUCACUCUUUAAGUGCAUUUAGGAUUCCUGAGGUAUUCGUAUUCUACUUAAGUCAUGGAUUCAUUUGAGCAAGACGGUAACGGCACAACAGAUGGAGGCAGCACACUGGAUGCAUUGCCACCUCCUCCCCCUGUUAUCCCACCAGAUGUUGUUCCUCUGCGUGCAGAACCAGAACCCCUUGCCGAACCAGUUAAGAAAAAGGUUCUGCGAAUUCCUAUAGCGAGGCGUGGUCCUGGAAGCAAAGGGCAAAAGAUACCUCUGGUUACAAAUCAUUUUAAAGUUUCGGUUACAAACGUUGAGGGCCAUUUCUUCCAUUAUAGUGUUUCUGUGACUUAUGAAGAUGGGCGCCCUGUCGAAGGUAAAGGUGUUGGAAGAAAGGUGAUUGAUAGGGUGAAGGAGACUUAUGAUACUGAGUUAGCUGGGAAGGACUUUGCUUAUGAUGGGGAGAAGAGUUUGUUCACUGUUGGAUCACUUCCCCGCAAUAAACUUGAGUUUACUGUUGUGCUUGAGGAUGUCCAAUCCAACAGAAACAAUGGUAAUCGUAGCCCUGAUGGCCAUGGAAGUCCAAAUGAGAGUGACCGCAAGAGAUUGCGGCGUCCGUAUAACUCCAAGACAUUUAAAGUGGAGAUUAGCUUUGCUGCAAAAAUUCCCAUGAAUGCCAUUGCAAAUGCUCUACGGGGUCAGGAGUCAGAGAACUCCCAAGAAGCCCUAAGAGUGCUGGAUAUUAUAUUGAGGCAGCAUGCUGCUAAGCAGGGCUGCCUCCUUGUUCGCCAAUCUUUUUUUCACAAUGAUCCAAAAAAUUUUGCAGAGGUCGGUGGUGGUGUUCUUGGCUGCAGAGGAUUUCAUUCAAGUUUUAGAACCACCCAGGGAGGCUUAUCUCUGAAUAUUGAUGUAUCAACUACCAUGAUCAUACAGCCUGGGCCAGUGGUGGAUUUUUUAAUUUCCAAUCAGAAUGUGAGGGAUCCAUUUCAACUUGAUUGGUCAAAGGCUAAGCGAGUCCUCAAAAAUCUUAGGGUUAAAGCUAGUCCCUCCAAUCUUGAGUUCAAGAUAACUGGUUUGAGUGAGAAACCAUGCAAAGAGCAGACCUUUACGCUAAAGCAGAGAAAUGGAAACGAUGUGGAUGGUGAAGGUCAGAUAGAAGUGACUGUUUAUGAUUAUUUUGUUAAUCAUCGUGGUAUAGAAUUGCGUUAUUCUGGAGAUCUUCCAUGUAUCAAUGUCGGGAAGCCAAAACGCCCGACUUAUUUACCUCUUGAGCUUUGUUCCUUGGUGUCCUUGCAACGAUAUACAAAAUCUCUAUCCACUCCUCAAAGAGCUUCACUAGUGGAAAAAUCAAGACAAAAGCCACAUGAGAGGAUGAAGGUUUUGUCUGAUGCUUUGAAAACCAACAAUUAUGAUUCUGAACCGAUGCUAAAAUCAAGUGGCAUUUCAAUCAGUAGCAGCUUCACUCAAGUGGAAGGCCGUGUUCUGCCAGCACCUAGGUUGAAAGUGGGAAAUGGGGAGGACUUUUUUCCUAGGAAUGGUAGAUGGAACUUUAACAAUAAGAAAUUGGUGCAGCCAGCAAAGAUAGAACGGUGGGCUGUUGUCAACUUCUCAGCGCGUUGCGAUAUACAAGGACUAAUACGAGAUUUGACUAAAUGUGGAGAGUUGAAGGGAAUUCUUAUUGAGCCUCCAUUCGAUGUGUUUCAAGAGAAUCCUCAGACUAGACGUGCUCCUCCUAUGGUUAGAGUGGAGAAGAUGUUUGAGGAUAUUCAGUCAAAGCUUCCUGGUGCUCCACAGUUUCUUCUUUGCUUGCUUCCUGAGAGGAAAAACUCUGAUCUUUAUGGUCCAUGGAAGCGAAAGAAUCUUGCCGAGUAUGGAAUAGUAACUCAAUGCAUGGCUCCUACAAGGGUUAAUGACCAAUAUCUUACUAAUCUUCUCUUGAAGAUAAAUGCAAAGCUGGGCGGUUUGAAUUCGUUAUUGGCAGUUGAACACUCUCCCUCUAUUCCUAUAGUUUCCAAGGCUCCCACCAUCAUAAUUGGGAUGGAUGUGUCACAUGGCUCUCCUGGACAGUCUGACAUACCAUCAAUUGCUGCGGUGGUCAGCUCAAGGCAGUGGCCGUUGAUUUCUAAAUAUAGGGCAUCUGUUCGGACACAGUCUCCAAAGGUUGAAAUGAUAGAUUCAAUAUUUAAGCGCGUGUCUGAAACUGAAGAUGAAGGCAUAUUUAGGGAGCUUUUGCUUGACUUCUAUACGAGUUCAGGGAAAAGGAAACCUGAUCAAAUCAUUGUAUUCAGGGAUGGAGUCAGCGAAUCACAAUUCAAUCAAGUUUUGAACAUUGAAUUGGAUCAGAUGAUAGAGGCAUGCAAAUUUCUUGAUGAGAAGUGGUGCCCCAAGUUUGUGGUAAUUGUUGCACAGAAAAACCACCAUACAAAAUUCUUCCAGCCUGGUUCUCCUGAUAAUGUUCCACCUGGAACAAUUAUAGACAACAAAGUUUGUCAUCCACGAAACAACGAUUUUUAUCUUUGUGCUCAUGCUGGAAUGAUUGGGACCACAAGGCCAACACAUUACCAUGUUCUAUUUGACGAGGUUGGCUUUUCUGCAGAUGAUUUACAGGAACUUGUGCAUUCACUGUCUUAUGUGUACCAGAGAAGCACAACUGCCGUUUCUGUAGUUGCCCCAAUAUGCUACGCCCACUUGGCAGCCACCCAAAUCGGACAGUUUGUGAAAUUUGAAGACACAUCUGAGACAUCCUCAAGCCAUGGAGGUUUGACAUCUGCUGGAGCUGUCCCUGUUCCGCAACUGCCCAGAUUAGAGGAGAAAGUGUGCAACUCCAUGUUUUUCUGUUGAGGUUUGUAUCCUCUGCAUGUGUUAGAUAAUGUAUUUUGAACAAAUGGUCUGUAUAUACCCAAAGUUAUUUGUGUGGCCUUCCCCUGCCGAAGGCGUUGGACCAAGCAGUAACUUGAACCCUUUUGGUACUUGGUAGUUUGAUGUGUAGGCCUCUGUCACAAGGUACUCUCUAGUGUAAGUUAUGCUCAUGUAUCCUGCUGCCUGCCUGUUUUGUGUCCGUCCUUGUGACACGUCUUUACUAACAUAAAUUAAGUUACUGAUGGCUUUGUUGUAAUUAUGGAUCUAGUUACUUUAAUAUGGUAGGCAAUUCGGUAA
This is a messenger RNA of Alnus glutinosa, 3283 nucleotides long. RefSeq names its product protein argonaute 4-like. The transcript has 23 exons. Gene Ontology annotation, molecular function: RNA binding; protein binding. NCBI's taxonomy places the organism in Eukaryota, Viridiplantae, Streptophyta, Magnoliopsida, Fagales, Betulaceae. The coding region runs from base 200 to 2968 and encodes 922 amino acids. Gene Ontology annotation, biological process: regulatory ncRNA-mediated post-transcriptional gene silencing. The record is from RefSeq and is a predicted model, not a curated record. Gene Ontology annotation, cellular component: cytoplasm.